AACCCUAACCCUAAACCCUAAACCUAACCCUAACCCUAACCACAAUACUCGCCUUAACCCCUAUCCUAACCCUAACGAGAUGUUAACACAUUGUCCAAACAGUAAUAAAAGUGUUAUCUGGGUGAAACUUGCUCCUUAUUUGAUGAAUAGGGUUGAUAUUUCAGCUAUGAUAAUGACAGGAACCGUUAGCCAACGACUAGCAUGCGUUCAAGGUCAUUUGAGCGUUGAAGGUUUUGGGACUCUAUUCUUAAACUUCGCCAAAAUAUCAACAUUUCAAAACUUGGGAUGAAUUUUAUGCAGCGUUUAAAGAGUUUAAUAAGCUCGCAAAUACUCAGUAUGUAGUGAGAAGCAGUCGUAAAGAUCAUGAUAAUAGUAUUCUGCGCUAUAAACGUGUAAGUUAUGUAUGCACCUCCGGUCAAUUACGGCGUAGUCGGUCCGAAGGGCUUAGGCCUGGAAAACCGUAAGUGCAUAUAUGAGUUAUCAGUUUUUUUUAUAAGUUUUAAGUGUAUGGGUUGUACAUCUACUUUCUGUGUUAAUUCAGUUGAUAGAUGCCUGAAAGUAGGUGAAAUGAAGGGUGCACAUAAUCAUCCAUGUACAAGAGAUUUUAUGAUAGUAGACAGCAGCAGACGUUCGUUAACGGAGGAUGAGAAGACUCAAGUAAAUAGUAUGAUUAAAUAUAUGGUGUCAACUUCUGAACUGCGGGACGCAGUAUUCUUGAAAUUCGGAAAAUUCCUAUCUCGAAAGGAUGUAGUAAAAUUGAGAGAAGAAGUGUUUGGAGGUGUGAAAAGUAUGGCUGAAGUUCUACAGCUGUUAUCCUCUUCAGGUGAAGUUCGUACGAAGAGUUCCAAUGGACAGAUUGAUGUUAUAUGUUUCAGCCUGCAACAACAAAUUAAAUUUUUUCAAAGUUUUCCGGAAGUAAUUUGCAUUGAUUCGACGUACAAAACCAAUAAGGUUGGUUUCAGUCUGUUCCAGUUAGUCGCCACAGAUGGGUGUGGAAAUGGUGCUUGUGUUAUGUUUGCUUUCUGUCAGAGGGAGACUGUGGUAGAUAUCACGUUUGUCCUUGAAAUGUUUAAAGCCAUAAUGGGAUGUACCAAUGCUACGAGGACAUUUGUCAUGGAUAAUUGUCAGGCGGAAAUCUCCUCGGUGCAACAAGUGUUUCCACAUUGCAGGAUAGUUCUUUGCUCAUUUCAUGUGCUGCGAGCGUUUAGUCGGAAGGUAUUUGACUGCAAUUCAUGAUUACUGUGUAGUUUCGGAAUAGUGAUGCACGGUUCGCACUACGAAGAAUGCUUUCAACGCGUUUUAGAGAAAGAUUUAACUAUUAUUACAGAUACAUUCGGCAUGAAUUCCCUCAAGCAUACCAAUAUUUAAAUGGACACUGGAUGAAUAACAGGAGAAUGUGGGCUAGAUGCUUCAGGAGGAAAUACAUGACAUUGGGUAACGGAACGAACAACAGGGUUGAGAGUGCUCACAAGCACCUGAAGUUGCACCUUCGACGGAAUGACCCACUAGUGCUAACCUUAAGGAAAGUUUAUAACAAAGCAAAGAAUUAUUGGCGCCUUCGACAGUAUGACACGCUGUUAACAUUGCAGAGAUUUCGUCAAUAUGAUGUAAGUAUAACUUCAUUAUUAUACCCUUUGUAGGCUCCACAGUUAAUUCAUGUGCACUUGGACAAAUUAACGCCGUAUGCUGCUAAAUUAGUCUUCAAAGAUUACCAAAGGGUUGGACGUAUUCAUCACUCGGUAAUCAGCAGCAACCUAAUUGAUUGCUAUGACGGAGUGGCCUUCAACUUAGUUGACAUUUCUAAUGGUGUAUGCGGGUGUCACCACUUCCAUGACUACCAACUUCCUUGUUCGCAUAUCCUGUAUGCCUACUCCGUGGGAUUGUUCACUGGGGAUAUAUUACAAUACAGCCAAAGAUGGUCACGGGAAUACAACUUUCAGGUUUGCUUCGAAACAAUAGAGCGCCCUCCAGAUGCCUUUCAUACAGAUAAUUAAUGACCUUUAUUUUUCUACUGAAACUAUUUUUGUAAUUUGCCAUUUUCCAUACAGUUAUUCUCAAUUAUUUUUCAAUACAGAAAUUAUUAUUCACUCA
Molecule: messenger RNA, 2091 nt
Organism: Trichobilharzia regenti
Lineage: Eukaryota; Metazoa; Platyhelminthes; Trematoda; Strigeidida; Schistosomatidae
Source: the annotation of a GenBank genome assembly